AUGGCGAUGCCGCCUGGCUUCGGCCACCCUCGAGCGUCGCCCCGCGCCGCAGCCGUCGUCAUCUUCAAGCUCGUCGCGCCUUCGCCUCCGCGCCACUCGCCGGAGCCCCCGCAAGCCGUCCCCGUCGCCGAGUCCGCCGCCGGUCGCCUCUGCCUCGACCCCGCGUCCUCGCCUCCGGCGGCCGUCACCGCUUCGUGCACACCGCUGCCUCGAGCUGCUUCACCUCCCUCCCCCGACAAGCGUCGCGCCUCUUGCCUCUCCGCGACCCCCGCUGCAGCUCCCUCUCCAGACCGUCGCCUCCGCGCCUUCUUGCCUCCUCCGCGCCCAUCUCCUGUUGCAUCUCCGUCAGCCUCAUCGCUGUGCUAUGGAGCUCCUGCCUGA
Aegilops tauschii subsp. strangulata is the source of this 381-nucleotide messenger RNA. The record is from RefSeq and is a predicted model, not a curated record. Lineage: Eukaryota; Viridiplantae; Streptophyta; Magnoliopsida; Poales; Poaceae.